Molecule: messenger RNA, 2633 nt
Organism: Chanos chanos (milkfish)
Lineage: Eukaryota; Metazoa; Chordata; Actinopteri; Gonorynchiformes; Chanidae
Product: activin receptor type-1B-like
Exons: 9
Coding region: 27-1553 (508 amino acids)
Biological process (GO): cell surface receptor protein serine/threonine kinase signaling pathway; protein phosphorylation; cellular response to growth factor stimulus
Cellular component (GO): plasma membrane; signaling receptor complex
Molecular function (GO): transmembrane receptor protein serine/threonine kinase activity; ATP binding
Source: RefSeq, a predicted model, not a curated record
UGUCAAUAUAACACCCAGACGUUUAAAUGCUAUGCUAUGGAAAACGUGUGAUCAUGGAUAAAAAUCGAAUGGUCAUAUCGCUAUUUCUCCUUCUGGGCCUUUUUAAAGCAUGCGAUGCCCUGCGAUGUAACUGCACUAUGGCCCAGUGUGAGAAGACAGGGUACCAGUGUGUGACGGAUGGAGCGUGUAUGGCCUCCACAUCCAUCAUCGAGGGGCAGGAGCAACAUGUGCGUAUCUGCAUUCCCAGAGACAAACUGAUGCCCCCUGGGCAGCCUUUCUUCUGCCUGAGCGCUGAGGGACUGCUCAACACACACUGCUGCUACACCGACUACUGCAACAGCAUUGACCUCAAAGUGCCCUCAGUGACGGUACCGCCGGGGGGUCUGAUGGCAGGCUGGGGACCAGUAGAGCUGGCUGCAGUGGUAGCAGGCCCAGUGUUUGUUCUCUGUGUGUUAGUGCUCCUGGGACUGGUCCUCUUCCAGCACCACCAGAGAGCCUAUGGCCACCGCCAGCGCCUCCAGGUGGAGGACCCCAGUACUGAACACCUGUACCUGGCCAAGGAUAAGACCCUUCAGGACCUAAUCUACGACCUGUCCACCUCUGGCUCGGGCUCUGGCCUGCCUCUCUUUGUCCAGAGGACAGUGGCUCGUACCAUUGUGCUGCAGGAGAUCAUUGGUAAGGGGCGUUUUGGGGAGGUGUGGAGAGGGAGGUGGAGGGGAGGGGACGUAGCUGUGAAGAUUUUCUCGUCACGUGAAGAGCGCUCCUGGUUCCGUGAGGCCGAGAUCUACCAAACCAUCAUGCUUCGCCACGAGAACAUUCUGGGUUUUAUUGCCGCCGACAACAAGGAUAACGGCACGUGGACUCAGCUAUGGCUAGUGUCUGAUUACCACGAGCAUGGCUCUCUGUUUGACUAUCUGAACAGAUACUCCGUCACCAUUGAGGGCAUGAUAAAGUUGGCACUAUCAGCUGCUAGUGGCCUGGCACACCUUCACAUGGAGAUACUUGGCACCCAGGGUAAACCAGGUAUUGCUCACCGUGACCUUAAGUCCAAGAACAUUCUGGUGAAGAAGAACCUUACGUGUGCCAUUGCUGACCUCGGACUAGCUGUUCGCCACGAGUCUGCCACUGACACAAUCGACAUUGCCCCAAACCAGCGUGUGGGCACUAAGAGGUACAUGGCCCCAGAGGUGCUGGAUGAGAGUAUUAACAUGCGACAUUUUGACUCCUUUAAAUGUGCGGAUAUCUAUGCUCUGGGCUUGGUGUACUGGGAAAUUGCCCGCCGUUGCAAUGCUGGAGGGAUCCAUGAGGAAUACCAACUUCCCUACUAUGACCUGGUGCCCUCUGAUCCAUCGAUAGAAGAAAUGCGGAAGGUCGUCUGUGACCAGAGGUUACGACCCAACAUACCUAACUGGUGGCAGAGCUACGAGGCUUUGCGUGUGAUGGGGAAGAUCAUGAGAGAAUGCUGGUACGCCAAUGGUGCAGCUAGACUGACAGCACUGCGCAUCAAAAAGACCCUGUCUCAACUCAGCGUGGACGAGGACGUCAAAAUCUGACUUGGAUGGACUUGCUGAAGGAAGACAUAAAUGCUUUAAAGAAAGACAGAACCGUAUACAAACAAACCUUACUUAACUUCUCCAAACUCUCCUGCCAGUUUUUGAAAAAAGCCACCGCCACAGAAUUGUGACAUGGCCUACCUCACCCUCACAGCCAAAACUACUGAUUACUACAAUGCCCACAACCCCACUCCAAACCUCAUCUUUGUCCAGGGAAAAAAAAUAAGCUGAACUCAGUCCCUUCCCCGAGUUCUCCUCUUUCCUAUAACCCCCUCCCGAGCCUUUAAAAAACAAAACAAAACAAAAAAAAGCCACAGGCUGCAAAUUGAUUUGAUACUACUGCCCCCUGCGUGUGACGCACAUUCCUCUCCAGGGCAACAACGUUUUGCCUCACUGUAACAUGUUUAUUUUCAGCUGUUCAUUUUGUUUUUGUUUUUGUUUUUUUACACAGCUUAAAUCAGCCCACUCCAAAGACUCAUCAGACUUCACCCAGUAUACCUAGUAUGAUACUGUGUACACAUGGUUCACCCAGUAUAUUACCAUGUACACAUGUUUUAAGCAUCAGUGUUGCGUUGAAGGUGAGCUGGAAAACAACACACGCUCCCCCCUCUACCCAGUUCUCCUGAGGGUGUUGUCUGCCUGUGGCAGAAAUGACUCGGUUAAGCCAGUUCAGUCGCAGGCACCAAGCUCAUGGUUGCAGCUUUUAGCUCUCCAUAAAAUCAGGAAGCAACUAACAUCUGCUUUAAUGCCGGGAUUAGCACAUAGCAGAUAAACCAGACAAAACAGGAAUAACUCACCAAACAUCUCCAGUUGCUAAGGCAAAAACCUAAAAUGGAGACAGGGCCACGUCCUGGCCAGUGGCUAAAAUGCUUGGGUCUCAGCAUAUAGCAUGAGAAGUGACCAUAUGAAAGUGGCCAUUUUGGGUAACACACCUAUAAACACAUAAGACUUUCAAUAAGUUCGACGGAUCAUCUGUUUUGAUCAGUUUACGUCAGCUACAGUUUCUACUGCAACCACAUUGAAUUGUUUAGAAAACUAGUCUAGUUGCACGCAUGACAUCUGGUGUUUUGUGAGCAUGAA